This is a messenger RNA of Lathyrus oleraceus (garden pea), 705 nucleotides long. RefSeq lists its product as uncharacterized. NCBI's taxonomy places the organism in Eukaryota, Viridiplantae, Streptophyta, Magnoliopsida, Fabales, Fabaceae. Bases 1 to 705 code for a protein of 234 amino acids. The record is from RefSeq and is a predicted model, not a curated record. The transcript has a single exon.
AUGGCCCAAUUAGCAGACAGGGUUCGACAGGUCGAACGUUUAAAAGCUGAAAAGGCCAGAGCGAAUAAGAAUUAUAAGAAAGAAAGGGUUGCUUAUGUCGAAUUCGAAGAUGAGGAGUCUGAAAUCUCUAAUGACCCUUAUGGUCUCGAGGAAUUCGAAGUAGAUUUGGCUGAAUUAAAAGAAGCACCACCUUAUGCUUAUAAAUUACUUAUACCUUCAAAUGGCAGGAACCCUGUCGAAAUUGAAAAGAAUGAUAGAUUUCCUAAAAAGACUUACACAUUUGAUGUUACCAAAUGUGAUGAAAUCUUCGAUUUAUUAGUAAAAUAUGGCCAAAUGAUAGUGCCUCCUAAUACCAAAAUUCCUCCGUUAGAACAACAGAAGAAAAGAGGCUUCUGUAAAUAUCACAAUUUUUUAGGCCAUAAAACCUCACAAUGCUUUCUUUUCAGGGAUCUUAUUCAGAAUGCAAUUAAGGAUGGCCGCCUCAAGUUCGCUGACAGGGGGAAAAACCAGAUGAAGGUUGACGCUGACCCCCUCAACGUUGUUGACACAAAUUAUGCUGAACCUGUCGAAAUCAACAUGAUUGACAUGGUGGAAGUGGAGGUUGUGAAGGAAACAGGAACUGAAGGCUCUUUGCUAGUUGGAAAGCAGGCUACUGAUGGCCUAAAUAAUGAUGUUCCCUUUGGAAUUUCUGUCAAAGGAGAAUAG